Molecule: messenger RNA, 3714 nt
Organism: Alternaria burnsii
Lineage: Eukaryota; Fungi; Ascomycota; Dothideomycetes; Pleosporales; Pleosporaceae
Exons: 7
Coding region: 1-3714 (1237 amino acids)
Source: RefSeq, a predicted model, not a curated record
AUGGAAAAAAUUGAGAUGACUCAGCCUGAGCCGAUCCCAAAGCAAUCAACCAGCGAGGACGAGGAGUAUCCUGCUGAACACCUCUUCAAAGAGAACGAACCAUUGCUAGAUCUCGAGGGUCAACAUGAGGAGAAGCAGGAGCUUGCUCAUCGAGCAACCGAACCGGCCGUCAGCCGGACGAAGACUUUCGUGUUUCUGGCAACUUAUUUCAUAAUGAAUCUGAGUCUUACCUUCUACAAUAAAGCAGUUAUGGGUUCGUUCCCAUUCCCAUGGAUUCUGACAGCAGUACACACUGGGAGUGCUGCUCUUGGAAGUUUGGUUUUCUUGAUGUUCGGACAUUUCCAUUUGACGCGACUGACAACGCGUGAGCACCUGGUACAUUUCAUGUUCUCGCUCCUAUUCACGCUGAACAUUGCCAUGUCCAACCUGUCGCUGGCUAUGGUUUCAGUUCCUUUCCAUCAGAUCAUGCGGGCAACCUGUCCUCUCUUUACGAUCCUGAUCUAUCGCCUCGUUUUCUCUAGAAGAUAUGCUAUCAUAACAUAUUUGUCUAUUGUCCCUGUAAUGCUGGGUGUUGGUCUAGCGACCUUCGGCGACUACUACUUCACCGCCCUGGGUUUCACUCUAACUCUUAUCGGUGUGGUUCUCGCAGCCAUAAAGACGGUCGUUACCAACCGUUUGAUGACAGGGCGCCUGCGACUACCCGCACUGGAGCUGCUCCUCCGCAUGGGUCCCUUGGCUGCUGUGCAAUCUCUGCUCUAUUCUGUACUCAUUGGCGAGUUCUCGGAAUUCCUUGAUUUCGUAAAAGCUGGGCAUCUGACAGCGGAGAGGAUUCUGGCAGUCUCGGGUAAUGGCCUGCUUGCAUUUGGCCUUAAUGUCGCGUCUUUCGAGACGAACAAGCUGGCAGGCGCACUGACGUUGACUAUCUGCGCGAACUUGAAGCAAUGUCUAACCAUUGUAUUGGGAGCUUUCUUGUGGGACGUGCCUGUCAGUCCCAUGAAUGGAGCCGGCAUACUCCUAGCUCUGGUAGGCGGAGCGUGGACUCUCGCCGCUGGAAUCGUGGCUUUUGCGACCCUGAUAUUUCUCUGGACUGCGCUACGUCUUGGAUCACUCGACGCCAUACGUGGAGCCACGGCACAAGAUGCGCUCACGAGCAGUCUUAAAGAGUCACGUCUUCACCUACUCAUAGUGGCUACCAGCAGCGGUCUUGAUUUAUGCCGCCUCCUUCUCUCCGCCUCCAUCCUCUCGUACCCAACCCCUGUUUUGAUCGACUGGGCCGGAGAGGGCGCAUUCAAUGCUGCAGAAACCCACCUUGCGAAGAUCGCAGGUCCUCUUCGCUAUCUCGAAAACCUAACCAGCAUUCAGGAUAACGACAUAGUCCUUCUCCUGGACGGAUUCGACAUCACCUUCCAACUCAGUCCGGACGUUUUGUUAAAACGAUACUUCGAGGAAACGGCUACUGCAAACGAGCGUUUGAUUGCCAAGUAUGGCAAGAGUCAUGUGCGGAAACACAACAUGCACAACAGCAUCCUUUUUGGUCCGGAUAAAACAUGCUUCCCUGAAGAUAUACAGCGUUUAGCAUGCUGGGUUGUACCACAAUCGCCACUCCAACCCGACGCAUUUGGCCCUUAUACCGACGGUUGGGGCGAUAUGCUACACGCAAGACCACGCUGGUUGAACUCCGGCACCAUCAUCGGACCCGCGGCAGAAAUGCGAGAUAUGUUCCGUGCGACUCAAGAGAAGAUCGAUAAGACGUAUGAUCCCGAGUACGUGUUGCGCAACUCUGACCAGAAAUACUUUGCGGAUGUAUGGGGCGACCAGGAAUAUUCGCGUAUAUUAUCGCAUGAUGAUGUGCCUUAUGGGAUACCUCAAGAGGUACAAGAAGCUGGUCUACCGGUGCUUGAGGAGGGUCAGAAGACUGAAUAUCAUAUUGGUCUAGAUUACCGAUCAAGCUUAUUCCAGACAGCCGCUGGAUACAGGAAUUAUAUAGCGUGGAUGAUGACAAACCGGUCUUCGCUUCCGUCAACAUCAACGUCUGUAGAGCCGUACCGCAUAGAUCUGCAGGAAGAUGUGUUACAAUCCAAGAAGCCUUUUGCUGCCAUUUCUGACGACGCAGCAUUACAAAAGACUUCUUGGCGUAACGUGUCUCUCGGGUUCAACACUGUCACGGGGCAGGCUUUUCCACUGCUGCACUUCACAGGCGACAAGUCCUUCCGAAACACUUGGUGGCCUCGCAUGUGGUAUUUCGAAGAUGCUGAACGCCUUCAGCGUGCGUCCGCUCAGAUACAGGAUCAGCAGAUCGGAUCAGACCUUAUCAAUGGGGUUUCUUGGACAAAGAACAUACCAUACGAUGAGACAGAACGCAAGGUUGAAGAGAAAUCUGGAGCUUGGAGUGAUCAGGGAGAAGCGCUCCCAUGGGAAGCCCUUUUGGCUGGAUAUCCAACUCCAACGCUGAUCAACUGGGGUGCCAAAUUCGACGAUAAGACGCUCGUGGCUGGAGGUUCGCAUUUAGCCAAGAUCAGUGGUGUACUGGAGUAUUUGCGUACACUCGGUCCGGAGCGCAACGACGACCUGUUAUUACUUGUGGAUGGAUAUGAUAUUUGGUUUCAACUGCGUCCCAGCGCGCUGGUAUCGCGCUUCCACGCCAUCAACAACGAGGCGAGCACGCGGAUACAGCAGACUAUGGGUUCGAAAGCAGCCGCUGCAGAAGGGAUUACCCAAAACAUCAUCUUUUCUGCGCAGAAGCGGUGCUGGCCAUGGAAGCCAGAAGACCCACCUUGCUACGCUGUUCCGCAGUCUUCGCUGCCAAACGACAUCUACGGCCCCGAAACGGAUACGGAUAUUGGAUUCGAGAAGAACCCAUACGUCAAGUUCCGGCAACGCUAUCUCAACUCUGGCGAUGCGAUGGGUCGCGUAGGGGCGAUGAAGGCCCUCUUCGAGCGGGCGAUGGAAAAGGCAGAAAAGGACCGGAACUUCGGCAGUGAUCAAAAGAUCUUCAGUGAAAUCUUCGGAGACCAGGAGUUCCAGCGAGAGGUCAUGAGACAGCGGCAUCGGAAUGUUUUCCAGAAGAUGGGAGACUGGUUAACUGGUAGGAACAGUAUCCUCAACCCACAGUCUGAGCGACACUUGCGCGAGCACAAAGGAGGAAAACCCGAUGAGUUCGGUAUCGGGUUGGAUUAUGCUAGUCUGCUUGGCCACCCGACGGUGUUUGCAGAGGAGGACUCAGCAUGGGUGACAUAUGAUGACCCCAAGUCCAUCGCGCAAGCCUCCGCCGAGCUCAAAAUUGCGCCAGCACGCGUACACGACCUCGCCCAAGACGUCACAGACUCGCAGCCACCAUUUCGCCCAGCAGUCAUAGCUCCCGGUUCCAGCUUCUCCGAAGAUAAAACCUGGCGUGAAGUCCCUCUCUAUACCAACAUGUGGACGAGCGUCGUUCCUGGUCUCAUUCACCACAAUGCUCAUCGAGACGGACUGAAGUCGCUGCGCGUCUCAGUCUGGGAUCGCAUGUGGUACUUCAACCAUUCUAGAAAGUUGUUUGAGUCGAAUGCGGCCGGGCCGGUUGGUCCCGUCGCUGUCGUGCACGAUGAUGAUGGGAAAGAGCAAGCAUGGUGGAGUCCAAUUGCCGAGAAGGGUGGAGCGAAGUCGGACAAGGGUGAAUGGCUUCCAUGGCAUGAGUUGUGUCAGGAGUUUGAAGGCGAGGUAUUCAGGGAUGCUUAG